UUCCCCAUCGCCGCAGCGCAGAGUCGCAGGCGCAAGCGCAACCAGCAAAUUCGAACCCUAGACACCGGACGGCCGCGUUGGCCGGCGGCGCGGCGGCGUGGGCAUCCGGCGUGGCGUCGUGCCGGCGUCCUGCUUCCAUUCCUCGACCCUCUGAUCUAUGCGCUCCGUCUGGCGGCAGCGCCCGCGCGCAAGCGGCGUCGCCUCCCCCCGUUCCUCGGCGCCCCUGCAGCAACUGAGACACUUAGUACUAGUAGGACAGUUUAAUCUGGAUUCUGAAGCAAUGAGUACCUGUGAAAAGGCCGGAGCGGAAGCUACAUCUGUUGUGAGUUCAGACAGAGUGAGCAGUCUACCUCCAGAGAUAAAAGGUGAUAUCCUUUCUCGUUUGCUUGUCGAAGAAGCGGUUAGGACUAGCAUCUUAUCAAGUACUUGGAGGAAUGCGUGGACUGAUAUGCCAAGAGUAUUUCUGCAAGAUGGAAAGCUUGCACAAACCAAGUUUGUUACGUUGGUCGAUAUGGUGCUAGCACUCCACAAGGGAACCAUAGAAGAGUUUAAUAUAUCAGGUAACAAAAGUUACCAUUAUGAGUUUGCUAGGUGGAUGCUCAUGCUGUCAAGGAGAUCACCAAGAUCAAUUAUAAUCAAGUUGAACUCAUUGCCGGAGUAUAGGAUUCCCUCAUGCCUAUUUUCUAUCGGCAAUUUGAAGAUUCUGCACAUGGAAAACUGCACCAUCUUGUUGCCCCGGGUAUUCCAAGGUUUCAAGAGACUAACUCACCUCAGCCUGAAACUUUUCUCCUCCACGGACAUGGACAUCCAAAAUCUGAUCUCGUUCUGCCUACUGACUGAUUUGAGAUUAGUUCGUUUUGAGGGCAUCAGGUGUCUAAACAUUCAAGCUCCUAAACUGGAAUAUCUUGAAGUUGUUGGGGGCUUUGAAGACAUUAAUUUGGAUGCCCCUAAUCUAGAAUGGGCCGUUCUCACUCUUAAUCCCAAAGCUAAAGCAUAUCAAUCUGUUCCAAUUGCUCAUGACACGAAAAACUAUGUCAAGAAGUCAUUGGGAAGCGUAAGUGACAUAAAACAACUUGCAUUUUUUGGCUUUUUCCUGAAGCAUCUAUCAAAAGGGUGCAUACCUAUGAAGCUCCCUGCCGUGUUUACUCGCUUGGAGCAUAUUUAUCUUACGAUAUGCUUUUGGGACCAGAGGCAAGUCUUGGCCGCUUGUUCAUUGUUUCAGAAUGCCCCUAACCUAAAGAGGCUUAACAUGCGGAGUCGCUUUCCGGGCCCAUGGUAUCAGGAUCAGGCGAGCAUUCAAGAGCUUACCGUGCAAUUGCAAAUGGACCAUCUCGUAACGGCCAGUAUGGAAGGUUUUGCGGGUCUUGACUAUGAAGUUGAUUUCGUGGCAAAGCUACUGAGCUGGGCACCAGCUUUGGAAGAAUUGGAGAUAGAAUGGGAGGGCGAAACAGACUGCAGCAGGGUUCUUGCGAAGCUAUUAGCUCUGCCGAGGGUAUCUCCCAGGGCCAAGGUCAUUGUUACAUUUUGAUAGCCAUGCAUCCCUACAGUCUGCAGUGCAUAACCCCAGCACUUUGCCGGUUUAAUUUGCUGCUGAGUAGAACUAUUUCGUCUUUGUUGUUGCGAAUGCCCCAUCUAUAGAGGUAGUGUGUUUUGUUGACAACAUUCGGUGGGGGUACUUAAUGUGCUAUCAGCAAGUGUUUUCCAUGUGAAACACUCCAUUCCUUUGGGCAACCAAGGUCACGCAAGCUGCUGCUGCCAUUCCUUCACACACAGCCCGUCCUUCCUUAAUUGUGUCAGAUGAGUUUGUUUUUGUGUUCUGUGUACGGUUAAUUCCUGGUUCUAGCAGAUAUGUGUAUAAGAAGUGAUCGCAUUCACCUUCAUGUUGUAUCAGCAAGAUGUGAACACAAGACAUCAAACUGUACCUUGGUAUUGUA
Messenger RNA from Aegilops tauschii subsp. strangulata, 1934 nucleotides. Its product is annotated as F-box/FBD/LRR-repeat protein At1g13570. NCBI's taxonomy places the organism in Eukaryota, Viridiplantae, Streptophyta, Magnoliopsida, Poales, Poaceae. Gene Ontology annotation, molecular function: protein binding. The record is from RefSeq and is a predicted model, not a curated record.